Molecule: messenger RNA, 988 nt
Organism: Arachis duranensis
Lineage: Eukaryota; Viridiplantae; Streptophyta; Magnoliopsida; Fabales; Fabaceae
Product: abscisic acid receptor PYL9
Exons: 2
Coding region: 83-628 (181 amino acids)
Biological process (GO): abscisic acid-activated signaling pathway
Cellular component (GO): nucleus; cytoplasm
Molecular function (GO): signaling receptor activity; protein phosphatase inhibitor activity; abscisic acid binding
Source: RefSeq, a predicted model, not a curated record
AGUGCAGAGUAGUUUUUAGUUUUUGUGAGUAGCAGAGCUUCCUAAGCUUAUCCCUUCUUUCCUUCUCUUCACUUCACUUGACAUGGAGAGUGAAUAUAUUAGGAUGCAUCAUAAUAGGCAUCAGCCUCUGCCUCAGCAGUGCAGUUCUGCUCUGGUCAAGCACAUCAAGGCCCCUGCUCCUCUGGUCUGGUCUCUUGUUCGAAGAUUCGACCAGCCGCAGAAGUAUAAACCUUUUGUUAGCAGGUGUACCGUACACCCUCAAGGUCAAGGCGACCUUGCUGUUGGUUCCCUCAGACAAGUCAACGUUAAAUCCGGCCUCCCUGCCACCACCAGCACCGAGCGCUUGGAACAACUCGACGAUCACCAACGUAUUCUUGGUGUCACCAUCGUUGGUGGUGACCAUAGACUCAACAACUACUCCUCCCUGAUUACUGUCCAUCCGGAGGUCAUCGAGGGAAGACCGGGAACGAUGGUGAUAGAAUCCUUCGUCGUCGAUGUGCCGGAUGGGAACACCGUUGAUGAGACUUGUUACUUUGUGGAGGCUCUCAUCAGGUGCAACCUAAGCUCCUUAGCUACGGUUUCUGAGAGGAUGGCUAUGCAAGAUUACGAUCAUCUCAUCAACCAAUAAGGCUAUUUUGGUACCCGGCUUUGUACAGUUCAUGAUCAUCCCAAUUCAUGAGUUGGACGAGAUUUUCUGAUCGGAGUAGCUACUAGCUAGUUGGUUUUCUCUGCUAUGUUCUUGCUGCUUUUAGUGAAUGGUGGUGUGGUGUGUGUUACUUUGUAAAUAUUUUUGUUGGGAGUGAAAAACACACUCUGCAGUCUUCAAUGUUUCGUAUCUGUGGCUAGAGGAUAGCGGGAGAUAGUGUAUUCAACCUUGCUGGUUGCUGCUUUUGUAUGAGUAUUGUAGUUUAUGUAACAUAUCUGGUUAUCUAUUAUACAUUUUCCUUGCUUUGGGUUUUAUGUUUAGAACACCAAAGUUUGAUUCUGC